CUUCAGCUCUCUACUCUCUCUCACUUCAGUUCAGUCCGAGUCUGAAUAGCAGAGGGGAGGAACGCAGUGCCAGGGAAGAAGAAAAAGAAGAGGAAGAAGUAGAGAAAGAAGAGGAGGACUUAAAAUAAAAAAAACCUCAGGAUAACCCCCUCUGUCUCUCAGUUUGGAGUUUGGAUCGACGCUUGUCAGUAGAGCGCGCGCCGCAUCUCAUCGCAUCUCAUCAGAUCCCAUCAGAUCCCAUUAGAUCCCAUCAGAUCCCAGAGUGCAAAAGGAGGAAACUACUGCACAGAAGCCUAAAGGACAAACUUCUUUAUUAAGUUCAGUUCUAGAGGGACGCGUGUUUUUGUGUUUUUCUUUAUAUUUGAGUUGAAUGCGUUUGAGUUGAGAAGCUGCGCUCGUGGAUUGGAUCAAAAAGAACAUUUAAGCAAAUUUUACAUUCAUCUGGACCAAAAGCAAAGCAGAAGAAGCAGGAUGAGGCGAGCGUUCAGCUGCUUUGCAGUGCUGUUGCUGUCGUUGUCUGUACUUGGUCAGAAGUUACCCACUCGUGAUGAAGGCCUGUUCCAGAUGCAGAUCCGGGAUAAGGCCCUGUUUCACGACUCGUCUGUUAUUCCCGAUGGAGCUGAGAUUAGCGGAUACCUGUUCAGGGACACGCCGAAGAGGUACUAUUUUGUGGUGGAGGAGGACAACACGCCGCUGUCAGUGACGGUGACGCCAUGUGACGCUCCCCUCGAGUGGAGGCUGAUACUGCAGGAACUGCCCGAGGAAGCCAGCGGAGAGGGAUCAGGUGAGCCGGAGCCUCUGGAGCAGCAAAAGCAGCAGGUGACAGCCAGUGAAGGCACUGAACUCUUCUCUUACAAAGGCAACGAUGUGGAGUCAUUUGUCUCCAGCAGCUCACCCUCUGGCCUGUACCAGCUGGACAUUCUCUCCACUGAAAAAGACAGCAGCCUUAAGAUCUAUGCCACCACAACGCCAGAAUCAGAUCAGCCCUACCCGGAGCUGCCUUAUGACCCCAGGGUGGAUGUCACCAGCCUGGGCCGUACCACCGUCACGCUGGCCUGGAAACCGACCCCUACUGGCUCACGAAUGGGUCAGCCUGUGCAUUACUGCGUGGUUGUCAACAAAGAACACAACUUCAAGAGCCUGUGUGCCGCAGAGGCCAAGAUGGGCUCCGACGAGUCCUUCAUGGUAGCGCCCAAGCCAGGUCUAGAUUUCAGCCCAUUUGACUUUGCCCGCUUUGGCUUUACUUCGCCGGAGAACAACCUCGACAAGGACCGUCAGCGGUCUUUGAAUGCCAAUCGCGUGCCAGCUUCCAAGCAGUGGCGUUCUCCAGGUACCAGUCUCAAGCCCUCAGACAUCCGCAAGAUCUGCAUCGGUAACAAGAACAUCUUUACUAUGUCGGGGUUGAGGCCGGCCACACAGUAUUACUUUGACGUGUUUGCCAUCAACGUAGCCUCUAACGCUAGUACGGCAUACGUGGGCACCUUUGCCCGCACCAAGGAUGAGGCUGAGCCCAAGACUGUCGAGCUAAAGGAUGGCAAGAUGGCAGACAUCUUUGUCGAGAGGAAGGGCAUCAAGUUGCUGCGAUUUGCUCCCGUUUCCUCCCACCGCCGUGUUUCUCUCUCUGUCCACUCCUGUUUGGAUGCUGUUCACGUACAGGUACGCCGUGACGGUAAACUCGUGCUCUCGCAAAACGUGGAAGGUGUGCGUGAAUUCCAGCUCCGUGCCAAACCCAAGGCAAAGUACAUUAUCCGAGUACGUGGAUCUCGCAAAGGCGCUUCGGCACUGAAGGUGUUAGCAAGCACACGAGCUGACGCCAAGCGGCCCUUCCCUUCUCUCCCUGAAGAUACACGAAUCAAGGCCUUCGACAGGCUGCGCACAUGCGAAUCGGUCACCGUGGCCUGGCUCGGCACACAGGAGCGCAACAAGUAUUGCGUGUACCAGCGCGAGGUGCCUGAUGGAUACGGCGAGGAGCAGCGCCGCCGCCAACGGAACCAGUGCGCCGGACCCGAGACGCGUCGCAGGGAUGAGAAGGUGCUCUGCAAAUACUUUUACAGUGCCAACCCGCACAAAGCCGUAACCACCGAAACCAUCACAGGCCUGGAGCCGGGCAAAAGCUACCUCCUGGAUGUCUAUGCGAUCGGUCAUGGUGGACACUCGGUCAAGUACCAGAGCAAACUGGUGAAAACAAGAAAGUAUUGCUAAAAUGAAAACGAAUACAAACAUACAAAAUAAUUACGAAAAAAUUCCCACAAAAUAGACUCUGCACAGAAGUAAAUAUAUUAUAUAUAUAAUGAGAGGAAAAGUUUAUUUAACUGGAAGUGAUAUUCUACUAAGUUGUUUUUGUUUUUGUAUUUUUCCAUGACUGACUACUUGGUGAGCCUAGAGGCAGAACUCAGAACUGCUUCUAGAGCGAGAUAGCGUCCUGUAUGUACUUCAUGUUCUUCACAAGUAAACGAGUGGCGCCGUCAUCCCUGUUACUCAUCCUGGAAUUUUGCAUUGUGUUGUGAGAACCUUGUCCAAACUCAUAUUGUUUGUGAUCACAUCGACCCCUUCCCACAUCCGCUCUCUCACUGAGUACUCCCAUUUAGAAAAAGUUCUUAAGUUAUUUUAUACCUCUUCAUGUUUGUUUUGCUAUCUGAACUCUUUAUUAUUAUUUUAUUUUUUGCUUGUUACUUGUUAUAAUUAUUUCUGCUAUGAAAAAAUCUGAUGUUGUAAAAUUCCCUGACGAAGUCGGGCGGUAUGUCGAGGUGUUGUCCCCUGUCCCGCUGCCUUUGUCUGUAUAUUAUCUCAUUCUGUGAGUGAAUCGCUUUGGGAUUCUGUAAAUGUGCUCUUCUCUGUGUCUGCUCUGCCUGUCACAUGUACAGAGUGCUUCUGCCAAUAUUCAUGUACAUAAAACCCUAAAUAUAGAGGCCAGUAAUCCCC
Molecule: messenger RNA, 2922 nt
Organism: Silurus meridionalis
Lineage: Eukaryota; Metazoa; Chordata; Actinopteri; Siluriformes; Siluridae
Gene: ndnf
Product: neuron-derived neurotrophic factor
Exons: 4
Coding region: 472-2202 (576 amino acids)
Biological process (GO): extracellular matrix organization
Molecular function (GO): protein binding
Source: RefSeq, a predicted model, not a curated record